Messenger RNA from Stegastes partitus (bicolor damselfish), 2591 nucleotides. It is a transcript of the gene tdrkh, whose product is annotated as tudor and KH domain containing. Gene Ontology annotation, molecular function: RNA binding. Gene Ontology annotation, cellular component: P granule. The transcript has 13 exons. The record is from RefSeq and is a predicted model, not a curated record. Lineage: Eukaryota; Metazoa; Chordata; Actinopteri; Pomacentridae. Bases 41 to 1810 code for a protein of 589 amino acids. Gene Ontology annotation, biological process: spermatogenesis; P granule organization; piRNA processing.
CUGGAGAAGAUUUGUGUUUUAUUGUCACGAUUCUUCCAAGAUGGAUGUUGGAGUGUCCAAGUCCCAUGUGUUUCUCAACUACAGCCCCAGAGCCCUCUUCUCCCAGUGGAGCAUCCCGCUGGGUGCACGGCGUGUCAUGGAUGCAGUGAAGGAGGGUCAAAAGAGCAGCCUGAGUUCAGGCAAAAUGGUGGCUCUAGCUGCGGGUCUCUCUGUCGGGGCCACAGUGGGCUACAUCGUCUAUCGCCACUUCAGCAGCACCAACAACACAGGUCAGGGACUCCACACUGAAGUGUCCAAGAUGACUCUUCCUGUAGAAGUCUAUAGGAACAUAUCCAAAUACCAGGCCAAGUUUUUAGACAUGGUGACCCAGAAGUCCGGGGCUCAUGUGAGGGUUUUGUCUGAUUCAGGGGAGCCUGGAAGUAAGACGGCUGUAUGCUUCCUGCUGCAGGGCUCUGCAGAACAGGUCUUGCUGGCACGCUGUGUCCUGGAGAACCUGGUCACAGAAUGUGAACCAGUAUUGGAGGUUUUGGAAGUUCCUCAAACCUCCUUUGGACGUAUAAUAGGCCGUGGUGGAGAAAGCUUGAAACUGAUCACCAGGACCACAGGAGCCAAAGUGGCCUGUUCUAAAGAGAAGGCUCACGGUCCAGGGGCAAAGGGCAGUGUGACAAUCACAGGGACCAGACAGGAGAUCAACCAGGCCAAGGAGCUGAUUCUAGAAAAAGUCAGGGAAGACAUGAUGGUGAGGACGAAGAUCUCACAGUCAUCUGCCCUGCGCCAGAAACGUGGCCAUAAUGUUGUAAAUGAGAAGCCUGAGAGCGUGGAGACAGAACCACCACUGGGCAUUAACAACAACGGGCCCGUCUUCCAGACAGAGAAGAAUGGACUUGUCCAUGCCAACGGCACCACACAACCUGAAAAUAUUUUCGACAAGGUGGAGGAGCUGAAACUGAGCAACACAGUCAGAAAGGAGGAGGAGGAAGAGGAGAGUAUUUCUACGGAGUCACUCUCUGAAGUGUCCAAGUUUGAAAUUCCCAGCCCAGACCUGAGCUUCCAGCCAGAUGAACACUUAGAAGUUUAUCUUUCUGCCUCGGAGAACCCAAACCAUUUCUGGAUCCAGAUCCUGGGGGUUCGCUCCCUCCAGCUGGACAAACUGACGGAGGAGAUGAACCGCUUCUACAACAGUGGGAACCCCACAGAGCACAGGGUGGAGACCAUUGUAGUGGGGGACAUUGUGGCAGCGACGUACCGAGACCACGGCACAUGGAACAGAGCAAGGGUGCUCGGAGUCCUUAACUCUGGACUGGUGGACCUUUACUAUGUUGACUUUGGGGACAACGGGGAGCUGCCCAGAGACAGCCUCCGCCGCAUGAGGAGUGACUUCCUCAGCUUACCAUUCCAAGCUAUUGAGUGCAACUUAGCAGGGGUGAGGCCAAAAGUGGACGUGUGGACUGAGGAAGCCCUGGAUGAGUUUGAGCGACUGACAUAUUGUGCCUCUUGGAGACCCCUGCAGGCCAAGCUCUGCAGCUACUCUCACUCUGAGAUCUCCUCGUGGCCCAGUGUCAAGCUCUACGACAACAGUGAGGGCAAGACUGUGGAUAUUGGUGAAGAGCUCAUACGGCUGGGUCAUGCUGUCAGCUUCCAGGAGGUGUUGAAUGGGAGGACUGAAGGUGACAAUCUAGGCUGUCUGCAGAGGAUGUUGGAUGAUGUAAUAGGAGCAUCGUCAGAGCUCAGCCUCUCCUGUAUCAGUUUAUCAGAAGCUGCCUCAAUCUCAGGGAGCGUUGAUGAUGUCAUAGAGGAUGAGCUGCUGUGAGACCAGAGACGUACAUAAAUAUAAAGGUAUUGUGUCAUGGCUUAAUGACAUAGUGAAUCUGAGCUUUUCUUGUAAAAUGCAUCUGUAAGUCUGUUGAAAUGAUUACUUCGCCUCCUUGUACCUCCCGCCACUGACCAUCAUCUCAGCAUCAGUCCAAAUGAGAUGAAGAGGAGGUCUCUUUGUCUGAUCCAAACACAACCGCAUAAAUCCUCAUCGUGAAGCCUUACCCACUUGACGAGCGUGCAACAGUUCUUCCAGCCAUAUUCAUUGUUGUUGUUACUUCAGUAAUGUUGGGUUAUGUUUUCCCUUUUUGAUGUCCUGUUCUGUACCCAAUGCUGCUUUACUUAAAUGUGUUGCUACGACAUACCUGAGUUCAAGAAAUGAGGAGUGGAACAAAAACAGAAUGCCAGUAUUAUUAUUGUUGUUGUUUUUGUCGUUGUUGUUAUUAUUGUUAUUAUAAAAAUAAUACUGACAAUAAUGAUAACAAAAAGCACUGUGAUAUGAAUCACUGGAACCAGAAGGCAGCUGGUUAGUGGCUAGUAAUGACUAGUUUAUUUCUCUUACUUGUAUGUAUAUUGAAAAUUAAUGACAUAUGUAUUGGGCUUCACAAGUUGUUAUCUUUUUGAAAACAUACAGUAUUAUUGAAUGUGGUCCUCAGAUUCUGUUUUGGGUGAAAAUGUGGCAUCAAAUACAUCUUUAGCUAAGCAGAGAAGAAAGUUAAACUUGAGAGGUGUAAUAGAAUGCACUAUAUUAUAAUAAAGGAUUUAUUUUACUUCACAAA